AUGAUCUCCUACGUCAUCGCCCUCGUGGCAUUCCUCAUCUUCUUCUCCGACCCCCUCGUCGACUUCUUCUCCCCGUCGUCAACAUCCGGUGGCCGAAGCGGCACAAGCCGGAGCCGGGUGGCCCGCACGCCCCGGCCGCAGAUGAACGAGUCCCUUCUCGCCAUCGAACAUCCCAACGCCACGGCUCUGUCGUGCCCACCCGACGACUACUCUGUGCGCAUCUUUUCCAAGGAGCCGUUGGUGUUGUAUAUCGAAGGGUUUUUGAGUAUGGAGGAAAGGAAGCAUCUACUUGAGAUUAGCAACCCCAUCUUCGAACCCUCAACAAUAACCCACAACGGCGCAAACACCCACCGCGACACCUCCAUCCGCUCCUCCGACGUCGCCCUCCUCCCGCGAGACGACACGGUCCGCUGCAUCGAGGCCCGCGCCCGCGCCCUCCAGGGCUGGCGCGAGGACCUCUGGAUCGAGAGGCUGCGGACGCAGCGGUACGUCGAAGGCGGGCACUACUCGUAUCAUUUCGACUGGACCGCCAACCGCGGCGGGUGGGGGCGGGUGAGUAGUAUGAUGGCGUGGGUUGACGCGCGCGACGAGGACGAGAACGAGGUGCCACCUGGGACGGGGAACGGGGAUGGGUUGGUUGGUGGCGGGACGGAGUUUCCGUUGUUGGAGGUUCCGGGGUUGAAGAAGGAGGUUUGGUGUCGGUUUGUGGAGUGUGGGGGGAGGGAUGGUGGUGAUCAAGCUAGUGAUGGCGGUGAUGAGAAGAAGAUGGGAGGUGACGAGGAGGCCAAGGGGACUACCUUCAAGCCUGUUCCGGGCAACGCGGUAUACUGGGAGAACUUCCGGGCUGAUGGGAGCGGUGCCGGAUAUGACGAGACGUGGCACGCCGGACUGCCAGUCAUAAAAGGCGUCAAGGUCGGGCUGAAUAUCUGGAGCACUGGGAGGAUAGAGUGA
Molecule: messenger RNA, 951 nt
Organism: Colletotrichum costaricense
Lineage: Eukaryota; Fungi; Ascomycota; Sordariomycetes; Glomerellales; Glomerellaceae
Product: 2OG-Fe(II)oxygenase family Oxidoreductase
Exons: 2
Coding region: 1-951 (316 amino acids)
Biological process (GO): peptidyl-proline hydroxylation to 4-hydroxy-L-proline
Cellular component (GO): endoplasmic reticulum
Molecular function (GO): iron ion binding; procollagen-proline 4-dioxygenase activity; L-ascorbic acid binding
Source: RefSeq, a predicted model, not a curated record